AUGGCUAAAUCAUGUGCUAAAGCUAUUUCAUUUUUUGGAAUUGUGCAACGGAUAUAUGUAUUGUUUUCUGGUUCUAUCAAAAGAUGGAAAGUUUUGCUCGAGCAUAUUCCAAGUUUAACUGUGAAAUCGUUGUGCAAUACUCGUUGGGAGAGUCGAAUCAAAAGUGUAAAACCAAUUAGGUAUCAAACUCCUGAGCUAAGGUCAGCUUUGUUAAAUUUAAGGGAAGCUGAUGAUACUGAUCCCAAGGAUAAGAGCGAUGCAAAAAAUUUAUUUGAAGUGCUUGGCAGCUUUGAAUUUAUACUUGGUAUGGUUAUUUGGCAUGACAUUUUAUUUGCUGUUAACACUGUGAGUAAGAAGUUGCAAUCACCGUCCAUGUGCAUUGAGUCUACCUUACAGCAAAUUGAAGGCAUAAUGAAUUACUUUCACAGCUAUAGAAAUGAAGGAUUUGCUUCUAGUCUGAUCAUAGCCAAAGAUAUUGCAUCUGAAAUGGGUGUAGAGGCAUCAUUUCCAGUAAAGCGUCGUUCUAUUAGGAAGAAACAGUUUGAUGAAACUGAUUAUAAUGAAGCAAAUUUGCAAGCUGAGAGGGCUUUUGAAGUUGAUUACUUUUUUGUUAUGGUUGAUGUGGCAAUCACUUCAUUGAAAACUAGAUUUGAAGAACUCCAAGAAUUCAAAAGUAUAUUUGGGUUUUUAAUGAGUUCAACAAUCUUGAAGUCAUUGGAUGGUAUUGAACUAAAAGACCGUUGCACUAAAUUUGCAGAAACUUUCUCUCUAAAGGGUUCAUCUGAUGUUGAGUUAAAUGAUCUCAUUUCUGAGUUAAGUGUUAUGCAGUUGACUUUACCAGAUAGACCAAUGUCUGCCAUGAAGAUUUUUGAGUUUGUCAAAAAUGCAGAUUGUUAUCCUAAUAUUUCUGUUGCUUAUCGGAUCUUAUUUACUGUACCAGUGACUGUGGCAUCUGCCGAAAGAAGCUUUUCAAAGUUAAAAUUUUUGAAGAUCCAUUUGAGGUCUACAAUGUCACAAGAAAGAUUAAACGGUCUGGCAACUUUAUGCAUUGAGAAGAAAUUAUUGGAUGAGAUUGAUAUUGAUACAAUCAUCAAUGACUUCGCAUCUAGAAAUAUCCGAAGAAUUUUUUAA
Molecule: messenger RNA, 1131 nt
Organism: Phragmites australis (common reed)
Lineage: Eukaryota; Viridiplantae; Streptophyta; Magnoliopsida; Poales; Poaceae
Exons: 1
Coding region: 1-1131 (376 amino acids)
Molecular function (GO): protein dimerization activity
Source: RefSeq, a predicted model, not a curated record